GGUGACCAUAUAGUCGAGCGUUGCUCGCAAGCACAUUCUGAGAUAUCGACAUUUUUACAUCUGGGGCCGGUUGUAUAAAAAAGUGAUUAAAGUUCACUAUAGUUAGUGGAAACGUCAUCCAAUAAUAAGCGACUACAAAAUAGUGAUUAAAAAAGUGAUUAAGGGCCUUUUCAUAUGGGCAAAACUUAUCCCGGUUAACGAGACUCAGAGAACUUUUUGACUAGCCAAAUACUUUUGUUCUGUUCAUAUGGGGAAAUAUUAUCCCACUUACCGGGAAAAGUUUCCGGCUGUGACGUAGCACUGAACAUCAAUUGAAUUGAAAAGUUGCUGACACGACAAAAAGUUAUCCCGCUAAGCGGGAAAGUUGUGUUCAUAUGGGGAAAACAUUAUCCCGGUCACCGAGAUCUCGCCUGUCAACAAGCGAGAUCUCGGUAUGCACGGGAAAACUUUUCGUCUCAUAUGAACGCAAUGUAACUUUUCAUAUUAUUUUCGUAACAUGAUGAGAUCUCGCUCGUAAACUUGUCGAAAAGUUUUCUCGCUAACCGGGAUAACUUCUGCCCAUAUGAACAGGCCCUAACAGUUUUAUACAACCGGCCCCCGAAGGGCUUUCCCCGGAAUCCGCAGGGCCACAGGCUGAUUUAUAGUACACUUUGCCUAAUGUAACGGAGAUCAAUACCUGAACUGGAUUAUUGCAUUUGAUACUGUAGAAUAAUCUUAAAUGAAGUUUAUAAUGAUACUUACUUUAUAAUAAUCAGCAUAUAAUAGGUACAUUAUAGUCAUUGUACUGAUAUUAUUAUUUCUGUGAAUACUUCAGUUAAAUCUACAGCUCGGUGGCGUUAAAAUGUUUCGUAUGUUUGCAAAUUCAAACAAGUGAUGGAGAAAUUUCUUUUAGCCAAAUAAUUUGUUAGUAUUUAGUGAGUUAAGAAUUCCUAGACACACCCUCUAUUUCCGAUAGAGCAUUCUUUGCAAAUAUUAUGAACGACAAAUAUACAUAAAUAUUUUCAAUAUGUUGCGCCUAGAUAAUUCGACAGACACGGGCGUUUCUCGUGCGAAUUAAAUAUUCAACUCAGCAUGGCCAUAAAUUGUUUAAUUAAGAACUCGAUAUCAAUGUGAACCGGGCGUAUUACAAAAAUUACAAAACGUAUUACAAAAAUUAUUUUCAUAUAAUUGUAGGUUCGAAGUAACCUAAUGUUAGUUUCACUUGUUUCUGUAUUGUGUAAAAUUUUCAUGUUAGGCAAAACGUAAAUUUAUGUCACUGUGAAAAAGGAUUUAACUGUACAGCCAUACUGGUAUUGUUCUUGGCGUGAAUCGAAGUUUGCCAAUUGUUUUUAAAAAUACAUACAAUUUUGUGUAUGUUUUGCUUGUCGAGAGCAUAAAUACUUAAAGAAUAAAGUACAUAAAUUCGUACUUUAGCAUGCAAUUAAACAGCUGAAAUGUCUAUAGUUACUGUUGCCUACGCGACAACGCGUCACUAAAUUAUUAUAUAUUCGUUUGUGUGUUUUAAAUCGUAAAUUUGCUUAACUUGGAACCGGUAACUAAGAAACAACGAAUAUCUACAUAAAGAAUAGCAGUAGCAAAACUAAAAUUUGGAUGCGGAGUAUAAUGGUGCUGUCGAUAUAUUUUGUUAAUAAGUAUGUCAAAAAUGCCUUUAAAGCGUCUGGUUAGUUCUACACUCAACCUUGAGAGGUCUAUAUUAUACGGUUGAGUUGUGUAUGACCAAUUUUAGUUACAUAGGAAGUACGCUAAAUAAAUUUGUAUUGAUUGGAGAAGCUUCUGUCAUAAACUAUACGUCUGGCUACUACAAAAGUCGAAGGGUUCCCUCGAGUGAAGUUUGUCUUGGCCGAGGUCUUGGCGAGGUUUGGCGAGUCAAAGCAGGUUUGGGGUAAUUUAAAUUCUAACAAAGAGCAAUUUGAAGCAAUCUCAGAUUAAAAGCUAUACUGUCUUACUGAAGACCGUCGCUCCUGGCAUUUUUUUAUAAAAGACCUUUUGGAAUAUUAGAACUGCUAGUGGAAGCGUAGAAGAUUAUUUAAACUUUAAAGUAAUUUGAUAUCAAACGUACCGUGUUUGCGCUAAUAUUUAUACUUCGCGUACUGCUGUUAGCAAACUAAUAUUGUCAAUUUUAAUUGCGACAUUUGGACAUUAUUUGUCAGAAGGGUGUACCAAAAUUUGCCUUCGUAAAGUCACCGACAGAGAAUAUUUACAACUUUAAAAUAUCUUUGGAAUUUUUGGCACUCUCUAGCAAGCUCUCUUAGUUUGGUUACUUUGGCGACAGUUUAAAGCUCGUGAGAAACUGAAUAUUUAAAUACCACACCUGUCAGAUAUCGGUGUCCAACGGUAGAAACCUCGCGAAAGGUCUAAGGUAAGACUUUGAUUUAUAAAAACUGUCCUAUACUAAACAAACUAGAGCGAAAUGCCGUGUGCAAUUGACUACGAAUGCUCAAAAGAAAGCGAAGGGACUUUAUUACUUCCCAUACUCAACGAAAGCGAAUGGUCGAAAGCAGUUCGUAUCAUAUUCUAUUUCGUCGCGCUAAUAUGGUCGUUUACCGGUGUAGCGAUCGUCGCUGACGUAUUCAUGUGUGCGAUCGAAACGAUCACGAGCAAAAUUAAAAUCGUAAAAGUUGCUAAACCCGGCGCCGACAACGACUACGAGGAGGUGGAAGUCCGAGUCUGGAACGACACCGUCGCGAAUCUGACCCUAAUGGCGCUGGGGUCGUCCGCUCCGGAAAUCCUUCUAUCCAUUAUUGAAAUAGUCGGCGCGAAUUUCGAAGCUGGGAAACUUGGACCGAGCACCAUAGUCGGCUCAGCUGCUUUUAAUUUGCUGGUGAUAACCGGAGUUUGUGUCAUGGGUAUUCCGAACGGCGAAGUACGAACUAUCAAGUCGUUGAAAGUUUUUGGCGUGACGGCUGUUUGUAGCGUGAUGUCGUACGUAUGGUUGAUCGUUAUACUGAGGCUUCACACCGAGAAUGUGGUGGAUUUGUGGGAAGCUAUCUUCACUUUCCUGCUCUUCCCAAUUCUGGUGAUCAUUGCCUAUAUGGCGGACAAGGAGCUAGGGUGUUCCUCUGGCGGAGUCCGUCCUUCCCAGGAUAUCGGGAUGCUGGAAUUAGGUAAGAAUUAGAUGAAGUAUCGUUAAGCCCUUUGGGAAAAGUGGGUUUCAGUCAGCACACGCGUGAAAAUCUCGCAUCUUGUAGCAAAUCUGCCAACAAGCCGUCAACAAGUUGUGUUCACACUGCUUAUCCCAAGUUUGCAACAAGUUGUUAAGAACUUGAAACAACCUUGUUAAUAUUAUCAGACUGGUUGCAAGGUUGUUCCAACAAGUCCGAUACAGUCGUGAUAUGACAAUCUUGUUACAACCUGGUGUCGUCAACCAUGUAACGUUCUUGUUAUAUCAUGACUGUAUCAGACUUGUUAGAACAACCUUGUAACAUGUCUGAUAAUGCCAUCAAGCUUGUUCCAAGUUGUUAACAGCUUGUUCCAAACUUGUCACAACAACUGGGAACAGCAGUGCUAACACAAGUUGUCGACAGCUUGUGAACAGAUUUGCAACAAUUGUUUGCAGACAUGUAACAACUUGUACGUUUUUACGUGUGUAGCCUUCUAUGCCCCUUAUCGUACAAUCUUGAUUACGUAUUCUGAAUGCAAUUACCGGAAUGUUUUUCAGACGUAAAGUUGCACCUUCAAGAAAAUACCAUAAAUAUUUCUAUUGUCUGUUUCUGUUACAGCUGAAGGUUCUCAAAUCCUCACGCCUUCGACGAAUGAUCCAGAAAUCAAAUCGUUUAUCAAGGUCAGUUCUGAGGUUCAUAGUAAUUUAAAACACACAGAAAGGUGUGGCGAAAAACUAGGCGUUAAUCGAGUCUCUUUAACAUACUUGGAGGCGUUUAAAAUCAUUAUAAUAUACGAAUAAAACUUCCAAAAGAACUAGUUUUUAUAGAGAAUAGAGUUCAUUUACGUUGUGUCAAGACAAUGAUACGGUUUCCGUUUGUGUUUUGCUCAUGGGGGGUUCAGAAUAUUGAAAAAAGUAUUACCGAAUAUAUAGAAUAUAGAAAAGAGUAUUAUCUCAAGCAAAAGUUCCCAUUUUGUGCACAAACCAAAACAUAUUUUUUAUUUUAGGAAUUGAGUCAGAAUUCAAACUUUACUGAAGAGGAACAAGCGAAGCUCGUGGCGAUGCGUAUUCAAGCCAAACAACCAAAGAAUUAUGGCUACUACCGCGUCGGAGCAAUACGGGGGAUUGGGGGCGGCAAGAAAUUGACUCCAUCAAUGAAUACACAUUUGCACGAGGUGGGUAAUGUUCUUGCCUGCGCGAAUUUUAGCGACUUAAUGGGUUUCCUUGUUCACACUGCUUAUUCCCAGAUUGUUGACAAGUUCUCAACGGCUUGUUGACAACUUGCUACAAGGUUGUCGAGCUCAACAGACUUGUUACUAGUUGUUCCAGCAAUUUGUUAUCGUCUUGCAAUUCAACAAUUUGUCAACAAGUUGCGAGUGACAACCUUUUAGCAACUUGAUAAAAUAACAAUAUUGUUACAACUUGUUGACAAGCUUGCUACAAGCCUGUUGCCAACACAACUUGUUGACAAGUUGUGAGAUUUUUACGCGUGUUGACAACUUGCUACAAGGUUGCUGAGCUCAACAGACUUGCUACAAGUUGUUCCAACACCUUGCUAUCGUACUGCAAUUCAACAAUUUGUCAACAAGUUGCGAGUACUAACAAAUAUAUUUAUUUCGUUCAGGCCUAUGAUGAACUCAGUGAAGUUGGUUUCUCUUCUGAGGCUCUGUCCCAUAUUCAUUCAUCUGCUUCAGGUAAAUGGGGAAAAAAUUGCUGAAAUUGUUGCCAAUAUUUCCUCGUUUUUGCUUUCAUCGUGUGUUUUAACUGCGCUAAUUUCUCGCAUUUCUUUUUUCCACAGAACCUCCAAAAACGUUCGUUGAGUUCGCGUCGCCGAAAUAUGCAGUAUUGGAAAGUGCAAAGCUGGUGAAAGUCGCCAUUAUAAGGACUGGAAAUACUAAGAUACCAGCUGUUGUCAAGUAAGGCUUCGUUGUACACACGUAAAAACGUACAAGUUGUAACAAACCUGCAGCAGACUUGUAGCAAUGCUGUUCCAACAACUUGUCAACAGGAUGUGUUCGCCCUGCUUGUUCCCAGCUUGUUGACAAGUUGUCAACGGCUUGUUGAGAACUUGCUACAAGGUUGUUGAGCUCAACAGACUUCUUACAAGUCGUUCCAACAACUUGUUAUUGUCCUUCAAUUCAACAACUUGUCCACAAGUUGUGAGUGACAACCUUGUAGCCACUUGAGCAUGCCUGUUCGCGGGUUAUGUAGGCAUACUCUGGGAACGAGAUUGCAUUGUUACGACUUGUUGACAAGCUUGCUACAAGCCUGUUGCGAACACAUCUUGUUGACAAGUUGUGAGAUUUUUACUUGUGUAUUUGAAACAUAACCACAUUUCUCCGCGCUUAGUUUCGAGACGAUAGACGGCACGGCGUUGGCAGACUCUGACUACAUUGCCAAGAAGGACACGUUGGUAUUCAAACCCGACGAGACGUCAAAACACGUGACGAUUGAAAUCAUAGACGAUAACGAGUGGGAGGAAGAUGAAGUUUUCUUUGUGAAGUUGUCAUGUUAUGAUGCGUCCGAGACACAGGUUCAGAUUGGUCAUCAGAGUAUUACUGAAGUCACCAUUAUUAAUGAUGACGGUAGGUAGAAACUCGCAUCUAUAAGUUAUAAAUUGUCUCCCGCGGUCCAGUGAGAUCCAUUCCUUAGUGGUCAAUUGUUAUUACAAGAGGAAUCCUAGUACUGGAUAGCUCUGUCAGUUCUAAACUGUUCUCACUACGGAGUAUGAUGCAACGUAAUGGUAUAUACCAUGUAAAACAUGAGCAGCAGUGUUUUAUCAGCUAUAUAAAGAUACGAGAUGAAACUGAGUAUCUUUAGGUUUGAUAAAACACGCACUGCGAAUGUUUUAAAUUGCUUCAAAAACGAGAAAAUCAAAGUUAAAGUUUAUGUAAAUCAAGGGAAAUCUCUAUCACAUAUGUUUUCCUCAUGAAUUAUUGAGUUUUUGAAGUUAUGUUAUGUAAUCUAAUACUAUAUGUAUUGCAUAGUGUUAUAGUGUAAUGCAACCACUGAUCUAAUAGUUAGUAAAUACAACAACAUGACGUCUGUUUUACAGAACCUGGCGUAAUCAGUUUCCAGAAACCCAGCUACGUAGUCAAGGAAAGUAUUGGCAAAGCCAGUUUGGUGUUGGAGCGUACCAAAGGUACGGACGGUACCGUAAGUGUCACGUGGACAACCAAGGACCAAUCAGCAAUCAAUGGGAAAGACUAUGUUGGCGGUAAUGGAACAGUGACGUUUGAACAUGCUGAACAGAUCAAGACAGUUGAUAUUGACAUUAAUGAUGAUAAAGAGUUUGAAAAAGAUGAAUCGUUUGUGAUAGAAUUAAGAAAUCCCACUGGGGGUGCCACUUUAGGGCGUCUGCAGAAGACUAUUGUGACCAUAGUCAAUGAUGAUGGUAAGCGAUUGUUUGUUUGUUUAUUUGUUUGUAAGAUCCUGACCUAUCAUCUGCCUAUUUUUCAGAGUACAAAAGAGUAUUCGAUCGUGUUGUUGGUCUCACACAUCUCAAUUUGAACCGUAUGAAGCUCGGUUCAGAGACCUGGGGACAACAGUUCAGAAAUGCAAUGUCUGUCAAUGGAGGAGAUGUUGAGAAUGCAACGUCCAUGGAUUAUUUCAUGCAUUUUAUUACCUUCCCUUGGAAAGUAUGUUUUCUAACUUUUCUUUUCUUUGCUGUAUGGUAUUGUUAGUGAGAUAGCAUUGUUUCAGUCACUGGGUUUCUUGGAGUUGACAAAACUAUACCCAUGCGGGUUUGGUUGUACUGUGUUGUACUGUAGCAUACCACAGCACACCACACUACACCAUGUUACCAUACCACACCAUACCCUACUAUGAACUUUGCCAUAUCAUACCAUAUCAUACCAUAUCACUCCAUAACAUACCAUACCCUACCAUGAACGUUGCCAUAUCAUACCAUAUCACUCCAUACCAUACCAUACCAUGCCAUGCCAUAUCAUAUACCAUACCCUACCCUACCGUACCAUACCCUACCAUGAACUACCACCAUACCACAGCAUAUCAUGCCAUACCAUAUACCAUAAAAAUCAUUCCAUACCAUACCUUUCUUAGCCGAAUUCCCUAUGCAUUCCUUAUCGUGAGAAUCACAACCAUAGCACGGUGACUGGUGUGAUACUGUGAUCACAGAUAGUGGGAACCAACCUUUAUAUGGCGACAGCUGCGAUGAAAUGGCUGUUGCCAAACAUAGUAAACUUUUCAUUCUAGGUAAUAUUCGCACUAUGUCCUCCUUGUACGUGGCUUGGCGGCUGGCUAGCAUUCGGUGUUGCCUUGGGAAUGAUAGGUAUUCUCACUGCAGUAGUGGGCGAUCUCGCUACCAUAUUUGGUUGUCUGGUUGGCUUGAAGAAGGAGGUCACCGCCAUCACAUUCGUUGCUAUGGGAACCAGUUUACCAGAUCUGUUUGCAAGCAAGACUGCCGCGGUUGCUGAGAAGCAUGCUGACGCGUGUGUGGGAAAUGUAACUGGCAGUAACUCCGUGAAUGUGUUUCUUGGUUUGGGCACGCCGUGGGUGAUUGCUGCAGCUUAUUGGCAUGCCAAGGUACGGAUUUCGCUUUUUUAAACCGUGUUCACAUGACAGGCCUUUAUCUGACCUUGGCAGUUGUAUCAUUUCGCCUCAAUCUCAUGUGAAAAGAGUGCUUCCAAUUUGACUCUGCCAUACGCUGCAGGUGUUCUUGAGGUACUCUUGUAGUAAUGCUGAACUCACAAGGGAUGGCUCGUACUGGACUUCUAAGUCUCUAACACUGGAUCAAUAAGAGAUGAUCCUUACUGGACGUCUUAGUCUAAGAAGAACAGUUUAGAACUGAUCACAGUUAAUAGAAUGAGAGAACUGAUAGAGCUAUCCAGUGUAAAUAAAGUUAGUUUAGUUUAGGUUUCCUCCUCUAUAGCAAUACUGGAUCAAUGAUAGAUAAGCCUUACUGGACCCCUAGGAAGAACAAUUUAGAACUGUUAGAACUAUCCAGUAUAAAUAAAGUUAGUUUAGUUUAGGUUUCCUCCUGUAGUAAUACUGGAUCAUUAACAGAUAAUCCUUACUGGACCUCUAGGGAGAACAGUUUAGAACUGAUAGAGCUAUCCAGCAUAAAUGAAGUUAGUUUAUUACACUGGAGCAAUAAGGGAUGACCCAUUGUAGAACUGAUAGAGCUAUCUAGUAAAAAUAUUUUUUAAGUGAUAUGAAGUUCCUCCUAUAACAUAUCCACUCCUUAAAAGUUUUGAAUCCAUGCCUAACCUAACUUAACCAUUUCACAUGUUAAUUUCAGGACCAAGUUUUUGUGGUUGAAGCUGGUACAUUAACGAUCAGUGUAAUUGUCUACGCAGUAUGUGCGACCAUCUGUUUGACAUUCUUGAUGGUACGUCGUCGUCUUCCCGUGUUUGGUGAAGCUGAACUUGGUGGACCUGUGAAGUCCAAAUAUUUUACUGGAAUUUUCUUCAUUUCUCUCUGGUUUAUUUACAUUAUCGUAUCGUCCCUUGUCACGUAUGAAGUAUUGGACGUAACGAUUUAAAUAUUAGACCAACUAUUUUGUCUUAAUUGGGGGUUUUUGAGAUAAGUUGUCGGCUAAAAUUUGAUUAGAUGUCAGUAAAAUAUUUUGUAAGAUUUCAGUAGAAAUAUCGACAAAUAUCAAUAUUCGGCUCACAGACCCUAUUUUUUGAUGGAUACUAUGCAUGGUCGGAGAUUUCGGUCAGAACGUUAUGAAUAAGAUGAGUGUAAUGAAUGCCAAACCCUUUUGGGCUAUCAGCCAACAUUACCCAAUAUGUUGUAUAUCUAAUACUGUUUAUUGUUGUAAAUAUUAACUCUAAAUCGGUCUCUCAAGUAUUUUAAUUUGGGUGACAUUAGAUUAUUUUAAUAAUAUUUGUUUGAUAGAUAAAGGGUUAAGGAGAAAUGAAAGGUUGAAAUAAUGUUUUAAUUGUGUAUCGAUCUUGGUGCAAAUACAAAUUCUGGAUUAUUGUCUCAUUGUUUUGGUAUUAUUUUGUAUCGAAUGUUUGAGUGUUCAAAAUUAAGGAAGAGGCGUUUAUUUCAGAGCAAGUGCUUAUGAACUCGAUGGGGGGUUUCUAGGGAACAAAGUCAAAAAGAUCAAAGAGAACAAGAUUAAAAGAAGAUCAUGAAAUUGUUGUGGG
Paramuricea clavata is the source of this 9216-nucleotide messenger RNA. NCBI's taxonomy places the organism in Eukaryota, Metazoa, Cnidaria, Anthozoa, Malacalcyonacea, Plexauridae. The record is from the annotation of a GenBank genome assembly.